AUGUCCCACUCAAUUCUCCCCCACAUCCACAGCUAUCCAUGUCCCACUCAACUCUCCCCCACAUCCCAUUCACAGCUAUCCAUGUCCCACUCAACUCUCCCCCACAUCCCAUCCACAGCUCACUCAACUCUACACCACAUCCCAUCCACAGCUAUCCAUGUCCCACUCAACUCUCCCCCACAUCCCAUCCACAGCUAUCCAUGUCCCACUCAACUCUCCCCCACAUCCCAUCCACAGCUCACUCAACUCUACACCACAUCCCAUCCACAGCUAUCCAUGUCCCACUCAACUCUCCCCCACAUCCCAUCCACAGCUCACUCAACUCUACACCACAUCCCAUCCACAGCUAUCCAUGUCCCACUCAACUCUCCCCCACAUCCCAUCCACAGCUAUCCAUGUCCCACUCAACUCUCCCCCACAUCCCAUCCACAGCUCACUCAACUCUACACCACAUCCCAUCCACAGCUAUCCAUGUCCCACUCAAUUCUCCCCCACAUCCCACCCACAGCUAUCCAUGUCCCACUCAAUUCUCCCCCACAUCCACAGCUAUCCAUGUCCCACUCAAUUCUCCCCCACAUCCCAUCCACAGCUAUCCAUGUCCCACUCAACUCUCCCCCACAUCCCAUCCACAGCUCACUCAACUCUACACCACAUCCCAUCCACAGCUAUCCAUGUACCACUCAAUUCUCCCCCACAUCCACAGCUAUCCAUGUCCCACUCAACUCUCCCCCACAUCCCAUCCACAGCUCACUCAACUCUACACCACAUCCCAUCCACAGCUAUCCAUGUACCACUCAAUUCUCCCCCACAUCCACAGCUAUCCAUGCCCCACUCAAUUCUCCCCCACAUCCACAGCUAUCCAUGCCCCACUCAAUUCUCCCCCACAUCCCACCCACAACUAUCCAUGUCCCACUCAAUUCUCCCCCACAUCCACAGCUAUCCAUGCCCCACUCAAUUCUCCCCCACAUCCCACCCACAGCUAUCCAUGUCCCACUCAAUUCUCCCCCACAUCCCACCCACAGCUAUCCAUGUCCCACUCAAUUCUCCCCCACAUCCACAGCUAUCCAUGUCCCACUCAAUUCUCCCCCACAUCCCACCCACAGCUAUCCAUGUCCCACUCAAUUCUAUCCCACAUCCCACCAACAGCUCCCCACCUCUCACCCACCUCCUCCCAUGUAUCUUGAUACCUCUCGUCCUAUUUCCUCCAAACCCUCUCCACAGCCUGCCACUCCCGCCUCUCUAAAAGUUAUAAAACGUUAA
Messenger RNA from Physella acuta, 1260 nucleotides. RefSeq lists its product as uncharacterized. The record is from RefSeq and is a predicted model, not a curated record. Lineage: Eukaryota; Metazoa; Mollusca; Gastropoda; Physidae.